Messenger RNA from Paramecium pentaurelia, 1002 nucleotides. The record is from the annotation of a GenBank genome assembly. Lineage: Eukaryota; Ciliophora; Oligohymenophorea; Peniculida; Parameciidae.
AUGAAUAAUGGACUUAGAUAUAUCUCAGAAAAUCGAUCUUAAGAUCUAGUAUAUUGUUUCCCUUUAGUAAACUAAAAAACUCCGUUUUAAAAGAAUUCGUAUUUGCUAUUAAUUUUUUAGAGCAGAUUAGGAGAAUAAUUAAUAAAUAAUAAAGUCUUCUUUUAUAGCAAAAGUACUUGGUGUAAUAGGUUGUCUAUUCGGAAUUAUAUUUAUGAUAUUAAGGAUUUAAGGUCAGAAUUCAAUGCUAUCAGAAUAUUUAUUUAACGUGAAAACCCUAUAAAUCUCAAGAGCUUCAUUUUUUUUUGGCUUUAUUUUAUUAGCUGUGAUAAUUUCAAUAUUCAUUUAUCAACUAAAAUUUAAGGAAGUAAAUUUGUAAAUAAUAAAAGACUCUAAACCAAUAUAAAAUAGGUUUAAUAUUAUAGACUUUAUUCACUAUUUCAUUUAUUGUUUCAGCUACUACUUUAAGCUAUUUUCUUUCCAUUUAUUUAAAAAAUGGAUGUAAUACCAUAUUUAAAUUUAUUUUUAGAAAAUUUAGUAUUAAGCAGUACUUUAUGCAUAUUUAUAAUUAAUGUAGUAUUAGCUAUUUAUGUAUAGUUAAAGAAAUAAGACUAUUAGCCUUCAAGUAAAAUGAAAUAUCAAUAUCUUAGAAUAUAGCAUAUACAGCAUCAUUUUAAAUUGCAUUUUUUCAUUUAUAUCAAUUUUGUACUUUAUCGACAUUUGGUGGAAUCUAUUGAUUUGCGGAAUUUCAAUUAUGCUUUUUGAACUUUUAAUAAUCCAUUCUGCAAAAAUGAUUUUAGAAGAACUUGUAUAAAUCAUUAUUAAAAUUAAUAGAAUUUGAAUUUAAACGAAAAAGAUUAUAUUAUUGCAGUACCUAUCAUUUUUUGCCUCUCUAUAGUGUUAUUUUUAGCCUUAAUUUUACUAAUUAUUAUAGUAGCAUUAUUAUUUUGCAAGUCAAAUAAUUCAGAGGGUCAAGAUGAUGAUGAGGAUGAUGGUGAAAGUUGA